Messenger RNA from Oncorhynchus mykiss (rainbow trout), 2799 nucleotides. Lineage: Eukaryota; Metazoa; Chordata; Actinopteri; Salmoniformes; Salmonidae. The record is from RefSeq and is a predicted model, not a curated record.
AGAGUAGAGCAGAACAGAGUAGAACAGACUAGAGAAGAGAAGAGCAGAGUAGAACAGGGAAGAGAACAGAGCAGGUUAGAGGACUCCAACUGCCGUUUGGUUGACAACACAACCCAGGUUAUAAAGAUAUAAACAGUCGUAGAAAAUAUAAACCGUCAUAUUAUUUAACCGAUGUUUAAUUUGAAGGUACACCCUCUUCUUGUUGGGAUUCUGGUUGUUUUAGCAGGUUCCGCCAGGUGUUCAGAAGAUGAGACACGUCUGGUUAAAACCCUGUUCACCGGCUAUAACAAGGUGGUCCGCCCUGUCAAUCACUUCAGAGAUCCGGUGGUGGUGACCGUAGGCUUGCAGCUCAUCCAGCUCAUUAGUGUGGAUGAAGUCAAUCAAAUUGUGACCAGUAAUGUGCGUCUGAAACAGAUAUGGGAGGACGUGAAUCUGAAGUGGAACCCUGAUGAUUAUAGUGGAAUUAAGAAGAUCAGAAUCCCUUCUACAGACAUCUGGCGUCCCGACCUCGUGCUCUAUAACAAUGCAGAUGGAGACUUUGCAAUCGUCCAUGAGACCAAGGUGCUGCUGGAGCACACAGGUCUGAUCACCUGGAACCCUCCGGCCAUCUUUAAGAGCUACUGUGAGAUCAUUGUGCUUCACUUCCCCUUCGACCUGCAGAACUGCAGUAUGAAGCUGGGGACAUGGACCUACGACGGCAACCUGGUAGUGGUCAACCCGGACAACGACCGGCCUGACCUGAGUAACUUCAUGGAGAGUGGUGAGUGGGUGAUGCAGGACUAUAGGAGCUGGAAGCACUGGGUGUACUAUGCCUGCUGCCCUGACACGCCCUACCUGGAUAUCACCUACCACUUCCUGAUGCUGAGGCUGCCUCUCUACUUCAUCGUCAACGUCAUCAUCCCCUGCAUGCUGUUCUCCUUCCUGACUGGACUGGUCUUCUACCUCCCCACUGACUCUGGUGAGAAGAUGACCCUGUCUAUCUCUGUCCUGCUGUCUCUGACUGUGUUUCUGCUGGUCAUCGUGGAGCUCAUCCCCUCCACCUCCAGUGCGGUGCCUCUCAUUGGGAAGUACAUGCUCUUCACCAUGGUCUUCGUCAUAGCCUCCAUCGUCAUCACCGUCAUCGUCAUCAACACACACCACCGCUCUCCCAGUACACACACAAUGCCCCAGUGGGUCCGCAAGAUUUUCAUCGACACCAUCCCCAAUUUCAUGUUCUUCUCGACUAUGAAGCGUCCAUCCAGGGACAGGCAGGAGAAGAGGAUCCACCCGGCUGACUUUGACAUCUCCGACAUCUCGGGCAAGCCUGCCCCUGCCUCUGUCACCUUCCAGUCCCCCAUCACCAAGAACCCGGACGUCCGCAGCGCCAUCGAGGGGGUCAAGUACAUCGCAGAGACCAUGAAGUCUGAUGAAGAGUCCAACAAUGCUGCUGAGGAGUGGAAGUUUGUAGCCAUGGUCCUGGAUCACAUCUUGCUGUGUGUGUUCAUGGCUGUGUGUAUCAUCGGCACCAUGGGAGUGUUCGCUGGACGCCUCAUUGAGCUGAGCAUGCAGGGCUAAAGGAGAGGCCAUAGCCAGAGUCACCGUGCUCUGGCCACACCCUGGUUCUCCUGCUCGCUCUGACACCUGUCUGCUGUGCCUCUACCCCGACUCAUCUGGAAAUGACAAUCAAUCGAUUGAUUGGAUCGUGGAUUGAAUGUAACUGGUCCAGUGAGGUGUUGUUAUUGUAGCUUCUUUUCUGCAUGGAGAUUACAGUUGAAAAUAUGAACAUUCACAGCACUCGGUGUUGAGAAGGUGUCCCGCUGUCAGCUGUCUGUGACUUGAUGGAUCGUAUUUAAGGAACGAUGGUUAACCUACCUAACGAGGUGAUUCCUUUAUUUCUAACCAUCCUUCAUCAUGUGGAACGAAGGAUGCAGAGUAUGUUGGUUUAACAAACUCUGCAUAAUGGCUCUGAUUGGGAGCACUCUGGCACUCUUAUGGGACUGUGGAUGAGGGAGCUCACAUUAUGGCACUGUGGAUGAGGGAGCUCACAUUAUGGCACUGUGGAUGAGGGAGGUCACAUUAUGGCACUGUGGAUGAGGGAGCUCACAUUAUGGCACUGUGGAUGAGGGAGCUCACAUUAUGGCACUGUGGAUGAGGGAGGUCACAUUAUGGCACUGUGGAUGAGGGAGCUCACAUUAUGGCACUGUGGAUGAGGGAGCUCACAUUUUUAUUCUUUAUUUGUUUUAUUUUACCUUUAUUUAACUAGGCAAGACAGUUAAGAACAAGUUCUUAUUUUCAAUGACGGUCUAGGAACAGUGGGUUAACUGCCUGUUCAGGGGCAGAACAGCUCGGGGAUUUGAACUUGCAACCUUUCGGUUACUAGUCCAACGCUCUAACCGCUAGGCUACCCUGCCGCCACAUUAUGGCACUGUGGAUGAGGGAGGUCACAUUAUGGCACUGUGGAUGAGGGAGGUCACAUUAUGGUACUGUGGAUGAGGGAGAUCACAUUAUGGUACUGUGGAUGAGGGAGCUCACAUUAUGGUACUGUGGAUGACAGAGAUCACAAGCAGCUGGUAGUGCAUCUCGCCGUUGUUGCAUGAUCAUUAUCGACGAUCAGAAGAUCAGUUUGAAUGAGUUUCUCAACCUUGAUUUAGAAGUGGGCCUGUCUUGUCAAUAAAGAUGACAGUGCAGGGGCUUCUGGGAAACUACAUGAUGUUUUAUCUUGUCCGAUGUUAGGGUUUUCUCUCCUCCUUCUGCCAAAUGUCAUCACGGUUCUAUUUUUAGAUUUGGUUAAAUGUCAAAAUAAAAUCUACUUCCAGAUAA